AACUUAAAAUACCGGGAAAGGAGAUGAUAUUAUUCCACUUGUCGGUGACCAAAGUAACCACCUUAUUACCAACAAAAUCGGACACACUUCCGAUCCGAUGAGCUCAGAUCCAGCUUAAACGAGCAUUUGCUUUGCUACAUUUUGUAAAAUCCACUCAAACUCCAUAGAUUUCUUCUUUAUGAGAGCACUCGUACAGUCUCCUGAAUCCUAGAAUUACUUUCUCUUUCUGUAUAUGGUAGAUCUGGACCUUGAAGAUUGUUCUCUGUAGGUGUUGAGUGAUCAGCUGUUGAUACGAAGCUCGCAUUGCCUAAAAUGGGAGAGAAAUCGAAGUCCAGGGGGUUCUGUGGAUGGUUUAUUGUGGCUGUAGUAUUGGCAUUGGUUGUGGUUGCCGUCGUUUACACUGUUAAAAAGAAAACUGGUAAAUCCGAUGACGCUUCUCCUGUUCCAGGGCCUCCUGGCGCCGUCGAUAAGAAGUACGCUGAUGCUCUUAAAGUUGCUAUGCAAUUCUUCGAUGUGCAAAAGUCUGGUAAGUUGGAGGAUAACAAGAUAUCUUGGAGAGGGAAUUCGGCUCUUAAAGAUGGGAGUGAAGCGAAAUUGGACCUUUCGAAAGGAAUGUAUGAUGCAGGAGAUCAUAUGAAGUUUGGUUUCCCAAUGGCUUUUACUGCCACAGUGUUAUCCUGGGCCAUCCUUGAGUAUGGGGAUCAGAUGGAUGCUGUUAAUCAGUUGGAACCCGCUCAAGAUUCGCUCAAGUGGAUCACUGACUACCUCAUCAAUGCUCAUGCUGCGGAAAAUGUGCUCUAUAUUCAGGUUGGUGACCCUAAGACAGACCAUGGUUGUUGGGACAGGCCUGAGGUCAUGACUGAGAAGAGGCCUCUCAUUCAGGUGAAUACAUCUUUUCCAGGAACAGAGGUUGCAGCUGAAACUGCAGCAGCUAUGGCUUCAGCAUCACUGGUGUUCAAGAAAAGUGACCCCACAUAUUCAAGCACGCUGCUUAAGCAUGCUGAAGAAUUAUUUAGUUUUGCUGAUAAACAUAGAGGCUCCUACAGCGAGAGCAUCCCUGACGUUCAGAACUAUUACAAUUCAACAGGAUAUGGUGAUGAGCUCCUGUGGGCAGCUAGCUGGCUCUACCAUGCUACAGGGGAUAAAUCAUAUCUUCAAUAUGUGACUGGGCAAAAUGGAAAAUCCUUUGCAAACUGGGGAAGUCCAACCUGGUUUUGCUGGGACAAUAAACUAGCAGGAACCCAGGUUCUACUGUCCAGAUUAACCUUCUUUGGUGAGCAAGAUUCUUCAAACUCAGGUCUUCAAAUGUACAGGACAACAGCUGAAGCUGUGAUGUGUGGCCUUAUACCGAAUUCUCCAACUGCCACAACUAGUAGAACUGUCGGUGGCCUUGUAUUGGUCAGUGAUUGGAAUGGUCUGCAACAUCCUGUUGCUUCUGCAUUUUUAGCUACUCUUUAUAGUGACUACAUGCUUACUUCAAGGACUGCAAAGCUAUCAUGCAAUGGAAAAUCAUACAAACCAUCAGAUCUUCGGAAAUUUGCCAGGUCCCAGGCUGAUUAUGUCUUGGGCAACAAUGCUCUGAAAAUGAGCUUUCUUGUUGGAUAUGGUGACAAGUUUCCACAAUACGUGCACCAUAGGGGAGCUUCAAUCCCAGUUGAUGCAACAACUGGCUGCAAGGAUGGCUGGAAAUGGCUUGAUUCAGAAGAGCCCAAUCCCAACAUAGCCGUUGGAGGGCUUGUGGGUGGGCCUUUCCGAAAUGAAACAUAUGAUGAUUCUCGGAACAACACAAUGCAAGGGGAACCAAGCACAUAUAACAGUGCAGUAAUCGUUGGGCUUCUCUCUGGUCUCGUCACCACCUCUUCAGUAGUUCAAUCCUUCACUUAAAUCAACCUGGGUACAUAUCUAGUCCCACUUUGUUUGUAUUAUAUGUAGCUUUACUUGUUAGGUUAUUUGUUUCCCUAUAUAUGGUGUUCUAAAAUAGUUUGUUUUAUAUUUGUGAAACCUGAGCUAGGGUUCUUGUGCAAGGAGCAAUUUUCUUCUCUUUUUUUGUACUUGGAGGAAUAACUCUAAAUACGAAUGCUUGUUCUUGUUCUUCAA
This is a messenger RNA of Manihot esculenta (cassava), 2097 nucleotides long. RefSeq names its product endoglucanase 10. The record is from RefSeq and is a predicted model, not a curated record. NCBI's taxonomy places the organism in Eukaryota, Viridiplantae, Streptophyta, Magnoliopsida, Malpighiales, Euphorbiaceae. Gene Ontology annotation, molecular function: hydrolase activity, hydrolyzing O-glycosyl compounds. The transcript is spliced from 6 exons. Gene Ontology annotation, biological process: carbohydrate metabolic process. The coding region runs from base 313 to 1884 and encodes 523 amino acids.